AUGUCUGUUUGGCGCGAGUUUAAAAAAGCAUGUCUAGAAACUGAAAAGCAAGCGGUCUCCUACACUAAGUUUAUUGAUCUGUGGCAGCAGUUUCACCCGGACGUUUUUGUAGCAAAACCUAUGUCCGACCUUUGUAUAACCUGCCAGCAAAACACCUCUAAGCUACUACGAUCUGCUAAUCUUCCGGACCAGGAAAAAUCCGAGUGCGUUCGAGCCCAGCACGAGCAUCUGAACUGUGUUCAAACGGAAAGAGAGCUUUAUAAGAGAGUCUGCCAGGAAGCGAAAACCAACUUUCAAACGAUUGAAGACCAAAUAGAUUUGGACGAAGUUCACGAAGCCUGUUCCCUGCAGACAACAGUUCAUUAUUCUUUCGACUUUGCCCAGCAGAUCCAUAUUUCUAGCAAUCUGAUGCAGCCAGGACUCAUUUAUUUCAAGACACCCCGUAAAUGUGGAAUUUUCGGUGUCAUGUGCGAAGCAAUACCCCGACAAGUAAAUUAUCUAAUUGACGAGGUGAGUGACGUUGGUAAAGGAGCAAACACCACGAUCAGUUAUGCUCAUCACUAUUUCCAAAACCACGGACUUGGCGAAACACAGGCAUAUCUUCACUCAGACAACUGCUCGGGACAGAACAAAAACAAUUAUUUUAUCUGGUAUCUAGCAUGGAGAACGAUCCUGCGGUUGCAUGACUCCAUUAAUUACUCUUUCCUAAUUGCCGGCCAUACGAAGUUUGGUCCCGAUCGCUGCUUCGGGAUAAUCAAGAGAUCUUAUAAAGUACAUUUUGUUUCAUCUUUGUAUGAGUUUGCGGACAUAGUGGAGGGUUCAAGCACCGUUGGUGUCAACAAGGCACAGCUGGUUGGUACACACGACGGAAGGACCAUUGUUACAGCUUACUAUUGGUCUUCAUUUCUCGAGAGAUUUUCGAAAGACGAACCUGGAAAAGUUUACUUUAAAGAAUUUAGCACUUCUCCCGAACAGUCACGAACGCUGCUGAAAAACAGUGACCUCGCUAUCCUGCCGCCUGCAUCCAUGCUGCCACCCACGAUCAACCCUGAAGGAUUAAGUCACGACCGAAAACAGUAUCUCUUCCGCGAGAUUCGAACAUUCUGCAAGCCCGGAACAGAGGACCUUGUGGCUCCACCUCCUUGAAUUCUACCAGAACAAGACAUUGCAUUCAGCAGGGAAAAUACUGUAUGUCGAACGUUCGACGUUGCACUACAGAUAAUAAA
Stylophora pistillata is the source of this 1226-nucleotide messenger RNA. RefSeq lists its product as uncharacterized. Lineage: Eukaryota; Metazoa; Cnidaria; Anthozoa; Scleractinia; Pocilloporidae. The record is from RefSeq and is a predicted model, not a curated record.